UAGAGCAGGAUCCAUGGAAUUAUAGCCGACCAGUGCAGCCGCCGUCGCCAACGUACUUGAAGCGCCAUAUCCCCCGGGACCUUCGCAGUGGUCCUGAUCAUAUACAAAUGUUGAAUGUGGGUUUUGUAAACAAAGUGACGAUUGCACUUGAGAUGAUUGACUCAUAUAAUAACAUACAGACUGAUGUGCAUCUUAUGGUUCCAUAUUUUGAAAUCGCCGGACAUAUUAUCUUUGAGUUUGUGGGGAAGAGGGACCUGUCUCUACUCGCGACGAUCAAAUCGACCAAGUGCGAUCUAUGGAAGGGAGACUCAAUGUUCACGAUGGAGCGAUGGGAGUUUUGGAAAGAUCGACUGCGAUGGGUAAGUGAGCAGGAUGAGCUGCUGGAAAGGACACGAGAUGAUGCCCGGAACCUGAUACAACUGAUGCAGGGUAUUGAACAACAGAAACUGGAAAAAGAACUCGGCGGACAAGUUUUAGCUUAAACACAUCUUAGAAGUCUACGUAUACCUAUAUACCGCCUUGACCA
Paecilomyces variotii is the source of this 526-nucleotide messenger RNA. RefSeq lists its product as hypothetical. The transcript has a single exon. The record is from RefSeq and is a predicted model, not a curated record. Bases 108 to 482 code for a protein of 124 amino acids. Lineage: Eukaryota; Fungi; Ascomycota; Eurotiomycetes; Eurotiales; Thermoascaceae.